CCUUCGGCCGGCGGGACACGGGCGCGCGCGGCCGAUCAUCUCUCGCGCGGUCGUCGUCGUCGUCAACAGUGUUUACGAUUGCCGUCGCGAAUUCCUUCGCCGCCGCCGCCGUCGUCGUCUUCGCCGCCGCCACCGUCAAAUGGCAGUUUGAUUUUUCGCCUUAAAAAAUAAUAUUGUCGUCGGCGUAUUAUAAUAAUAAUAAAUAUUAUUGUUAUAUUAUUACCGUUAAAAUAUUAUAGUUGUUGCACUGCACAGCAUACCAAUGGUUUGCUUGGCGGUGUUGUGUGCCGUAUCAUCGAUGAUCGUAUGGUCUUCGGUGGCGGGUUACGAUAUGCUAGACUGUAACCGACAACUGUCCACCUUUCGAGUGUCCAACACCGACGUGAAUGGAAGGACGUGUUCCGAUGAGAUCAACGUGAUGUCGUGCUGGGGAAGAUGUGACUCAAAUGAGGUGUCCGACUGGCGGUUCCCAUACAAGCGUUCACACCACCCGGUGUGCAUCCACGCCGGUCAGGUGCUCACCGAGUUCGUGUUGAAGGACUGCGACGAAGGCGUUCUGCCGGGCACGGAACUUUACGUAUUCCCGCAGGCCACGUCGUGCAAGUGUCACACGUGCAAGUCGUCGGAGGCAGCUUGCGAGGGGUACCGGUACAAAGAUUUUCAGUUCAUUUCCACCGACCAAGUUUGAUGGGAUAAAUAAUUUUAAGAAAACAACAAAAAUAAAAAAAAUGCGAUGGAAUUACGACGACAGCAAACCGAAUGCGACAUCUUAUUUACAUAUUAUAUAAAUAUAUAUUCAUUAUUAUUAUUAUUAUACGCGCUUCCGUUUUUUUUCUUUUUCUCGUCUCCUUCAAUAUUCUUAUCAUCUAUAAUACUCGUCCGUUCCAAUAUUAUUGUCUUUAUCGUCACACACUCGACAUGACACACUGUUAGGUAUUAGGUAUUACUGUAUUAGGUAUUAUUAUAUCAUGUUGUACCCUAUUAAGUUUUCUGUCAAAUAAUAUCAUAUUAUAUAUCUCAUUGUUAUCCGAAACGUGAAAAACUAAACCGAUUAUAAUCUGUAAGCCCUCGCCUGUCGAUUAUAAAAUAUUAUAAUGUUAACGUUUAUUGUAUGCUUUUAUAUAAUAUCGUAUAAUAAUGUUUAAUAAUUUAUAUUAUAUAAAUAAAUAUAUAUAUAUAUACAUAAAUUCUCGGUAUACGUGUGUGCGACACGAAUAACAAUAAUAAAAAAAAAAUGCAGAUUUAUUAAAACGA
This is a messenger RNA of Metopolophium dirhodum (rose-grain aphid), 1254 nucleotides long. RefSeq names its product thyrostimulin beta-5 subunit (gene Gpb5). Gene Ontology annotation, biological process: G protein-coupled receptor signaling pathway. Bases 263 to 688 code for a protein of 141 amino acids. Gene Ontology annotation, molecular function: hormone activity. Gene Ontology annotation, cellular component: extracellular region; cytoplasm. Lineage: Eukaryota; Metazoa; Arthropoda; Insecta; Hemiptera; Aphididae. The transcript is spliced from 3 exons. The record is from RefSeq and is a predicted model, not a curated record.